Messenger RNA from Peromyscus eremicus (cactus mouse), 1985 nucleotides. It is a transcript of the gene Pacsin1, whose product is annotated as protein kinase C and casein kinase substrate in neurons 1. The record is from RefSeq and is a predicted model, not a curated record. Gene Ontology annotation, biological process: neuron projection morphogenesis; positive regulation of dendrite development; actin filament organization. Gene Ontology annotation, molecular function: phospholipid binding; protein binding. The transcript is spliced from 9 exons. Gene Ontology annotation, cellular component: plasma membrane; cytoplasm; endosome. The coding region runs from base 60 to 1385 and encodes 441 amino acids. Lineage: Eukaryota; Metazoa; Chordata; Mammalia; Rodentia; Cricetidae.
UGAGCAGCCGAGCCUGCUGACUGCAGAUUCACACCUGCCGGGCUCCCUCCGGCUGCGCCAUGUCUGGCUCCUACGAUGAGGCCUCGGAGGAGGUCACGGAUAGCUUCUGGGAGGUGGGGAACUACAAGCGGACGGUGAAGCGCAUUGACGACGGCCACCGCCUCUGCAACGACCUCAUGAGCUGCGUGCAGGAGCGCGCCAAGAUCGAGAAAGCCUACGCGCAGCAGCUCACCGACUGGGCCAAGCGCUGGCGCCAGCUCAUCGAGAAAGGUCCGCAAUAUGGCAGCCUCGAGCGGGCCUGGGGCGCCAUGAUGACGGAGGCAGAGAAGGUGAGCGAGCUGCACCAGGAGGUGAAGAACAGCCUGCUGAACGAGGACCUGGAGAAAGUCAAGAACUGGCAGAAGGAUGCCUACCACAAGCAGAUCAUGGGCGGCUUCAAGGAGACCAAGGAGGCAGAGGACGGCUUCCGAAAGGCCCAGAAGCCCUGGGCCAAGAAGAUGAAGGAGCUGGAGGCGGCCAAGAAAGCCUAUCAUCUGGCUUGCAAAGAGGAGAAGCUGGCCAUGACUCGGGAGAUGAAUAGUAAGACGGAGCAGUCGGUCACCCCCGAGCAGCAGAAGAAACUUCUGGACAAGGUGGACAAGUGUAGGCAGGACGUGCAGAAGACUCAGGAGAAGUAUGAGAAGGUGCUGGAAGAUGUGGGCAAAACCACGCCGCAGUACAUGGAGGGCAUGGAGCAGGUGUUCGAGCAGUGCCAGCAGUUCGAGGAGAAGCGGCUGGUCUUCCUUAAGGAAGUCUUGCUGGAUAUCAAACGGCACCUCAACCUAGCGGAGAACAGCAGCUAUACCCAUGUCUACCGAGAGCUGGAGCAGGCCGUCCGGGGAGCCGAUGCCCAGGAGGACCUCAGAUGGUUCCGCAGUACCAGUGGCCCCGGGAUGCCCAUGAACUGGCCUCAGUUCGAGGAGUGGAACCCAGACCUCCCCCACACCACUGCCAAGAAGGAGAAACAGCCUAAGAAGGCAGAGGGGGCCACACUCAGCAAUGCCACUGGGGCUGUGGAGUCCACAUCCCAGGCUGGGGACCGUGGCAGUGUUAGCAGCUAUGACCGAGGCCAACCGUACGCCACCGAGUGGUCAGAUGAUGAGAGUGGGACUCCCUUCGGGGGGAACGAGGCCAACGGCGGCGCCAACCCCUUCGAGGAUGAUGCCAAGGGAGUACGUGUGCGGGCACUUUACGACUACGACGGCCAGGAGCAAGAUGAGCUCAGCUUCAAGGCCGGAGACGAGCUCACCAAACUAGGAGAAGAGGAUGAGCAGGGCUGGUGCCGCGGGCGGCUGGACAGCGGGCAGCUGGGCCUCUACCCUGCCAACUACGUUGAGGCCAUAUAGCUACCCUGCCCACCCGAGUCCCCUCACUCCUUGUCCAUCGCCUCCCGCCCUCCCCUCCCCUCGCCAUAGAGUUCCAGACAUAUUUUCCGAUCAAGCUUUUAUUUUUUUAAAAGUCAAAACAGAACAAAAGAAGAAAUACAAAGAGACAGAGUUUGCAGCCUACCUGGAGGCCAGGGUGGUGGGGCUUAGGACGAUGGCCCCAGGGUGGGCAAGGGUCUUGGGACUUUAGCCCAAUGUCACAUCUGCUCCACAGAGUCCACCAAAGAGUCUCCUGAGCCCUGAGGGAUAUCUUCUGGAUCCUUCUGCCCUGCCUCACUUUCCCGCCCACCCCAGGCUGCCAGCAGCUACCCUUGUCACCCGAGCCUAGCUUCCUCACCUCUUCUUCCUCCCUGUCCCCUUCUGCCACCAUCCUCCUCUUAAAAGCCUCCUCCACACCCCAGGAAGGAGGCCUCCCGAUCUUUAGUCUUCCACUCUGCCCUGGGGGUGCUCUUCUCCCAGCCCCGAUCUUUUGGUCACCCUUCUCUGUGGAGGUUCCAGGGCCCUCUGGGCUUCCCCAGACGUGAAGGCAGGUGAGCCGGAGGAAGUGAUGGUGUCCCUGGC